AUGCAGUCGUCAAACAAUGAAAGUGGCGGGCUCAACUUUGUCUUUGAAUCCGGCUCUUCUGGACGCGAAAACAANAAGUAUGUCAGAUCGCAUGCUGCAAGGGUUGGCUGGUCGCAGAGGAGUCGAAAGCAAGCACAAGCUGCUNNGCAAAGGGACGUCGACGUCGCCCCGAACAAGGACACAACGCCCAAAAAGCGUCGUAAGACCUCACACCAAGACAACCAUGCCGGACAUGGCCAACGACAGCAGCAAACAUAUAUACCUUCGCCUCCAGCUCAGACUAACAAUCCCGUCAACUUUCAAGCUGGAACUGUAGCCGGAGCUGGAGCUGAAGCUUCUACAAGCUCCUCAACGCUGCCCACACAACCUCCACCACAACAACAUGGCAGGCGAGGAGGUCAGCUCAUGCCAUACUCGGCUCCCAGGGCCCCCAAACCUGCUAUGCUACUUCCUGUUCAUGCUCCUGCGCCAACUCCAUCCUCGUCACCUCCUCGUCUCUUCCAGCAACCAGGCCAAUCCGCACCUGUACGAGCUCAAGAAGCGCGAACGAGCCCUCCGCUUCAAGUAGGCCAAAGUGCUGCUUCAACCUACCCUUCUACUCAAGAACCUUCGCACUGGUACGCGAGGCCAGACCCUGUUCAGCAUGAUUCCGUCGCGCAACAGUCGUUUGUGCCGCUAUUUCGGCCAGCUGCAUCGCCAGUGACAAUGCACCCGCCACAGAUCAUGCCAGAAGCCGAUGACUCUCGUCCUGUACCACCCAUCAGCCCAUUGGCUUCUUCGCGACUACCGCCUCUCGCAAAUAUGAACGCCUCGCAACCUUUGUCAAUAGGCGCCAACUGGAGACAAUACGACACCAUGUCUGUCACGAACUCUGAGGCUUCACGCCCUUCUUCGCCGGCUCAGCCAACAUCGACGAGGCAACAAGAGCACACCGAAGCCUCUGUCACAGCACUACAACACUCAUCACCAAAGACGUCUAGGAAUGCCUUCCUCGAGCUUGUUUUGAACGAAGAUUACCCCAUGUGGAAGAACGUGGAUUCUGGCAACCGCUCCAACAUGCUAGUUCAACUCGACGAAAUCUUGACCGGCUGGACGGUGGACCAGAAGCUGGAGUUCAAUCAAAUGCCUCUUCGCCUCGCCGGCUCGGAACCCUGUCUCUUCUACUCUCUUCUCGCCACCGCUUCCAUCAUGAUGCCACCAGGUCUCAUCAAUCCGACAAUACCACGAUGGCUACAAGCCCGCACAGUCGAAAGCAUCAACCAAGCCUUUUCGGAUCCCAAACGCGCAUACAGCGACGCCGCAAUCCUGACAAUGAACUUCGUCGCCCUGUACGAGACUUGUAGCGGCCACGGCAAGACGGCCGCUUCCACCCACCAACCUAUGCUUCGCCGCAUGGUCGACGAGCGCGGUGGGUUGAGCAGUCUCGCUAGCAAUGACAAUGAGGACUUGAAGAACUUAGUCAGGUUCUUGGCCUGGACGGACAGAGUCAUGAGAUGUCAAACUGGCAACCCCUUGAUGUUUGAAGAAUUCAAAGAGGAAGAGAGCGUCACCAAGACGGAUUGGGAGGGCAUCUGGGCGAGGAUGGAAAGGAGGGUUGAGGAGAACAACCCACAGCCAAUCGAGGAGCUGCCUGAUUGCUGA
This is a messenger RNA of Aureobasidium musti, 1641 nucleotides long. The record is from the annotation of a GenBank genome assembly. NCBI's taxonomy places the organism in Eukaryota, Fungi, Ascomycota, Dothideomycetes, Dothideales, Saccotheciaceae.